Molecule: messenger RNA, 3411 nt
Organism: Cuculus canorus (common cuckoo)
Lineage: Eukaryota; Metazoa; Chordata; Aves; Cuculiformes; Cuculidae
Gene: DR1
Product: down-regulator of transcription 1
Exons: 3
Coding region: 379-909 (176 amino acids)
Biological process (GO): RNA polymerase II preinitiation complex assembly; negative regulation of transcription by RNA polymerase II; chromatin remodeling
Cellular component (GO): negative cofactor 2 complex
Molecular function (GO): TBP-class protein binding; general transcription initiation factor activity; protein heterodimerization activity
Source: RefSeq, a predicted model, not a curated record
GCCGAGCCUGUUGUGGCAGCGGUUCCGCCUCGCGGCCGCUCUCAACAGUAUUGCCGGGCCGAGUCGCGCCGCGCGGGUGCUUCGACGGCUCUGCUUCCCCUAGGCCACUCAUAAGGCGGCGGCGGCGGCGUUCGGAGAAUGCUGCGGGGCCGGCGCUGGCAGCUGCUGCGGCCGAUGCAGCCCUGAGCCCCGCGCACCGCUCGCCGGCACCGGCGGCACCGCCUCCCCCGCGGCCGGGUUCCCCCCCCCCAGCCCAGCACCGCCCGCCGGCGCCACCCGCCCCCCCCCGGCCGGGUCCCCGCCCGGCUCCCCCCGCGCUGGAGCCCGGGGCCCGAGCUGAGCGGAGCCCCUGAGCGCGGGAGCCGAGCUGCGGCCAGGAUGGCUUCGUCGUCAGGUAACGACGACGACCUGACCAUCCCGCGAGCUGCCAUCAACAAGAUGAUCAAGGAGACGCUGCCCAACGUCCGCGUGGCCAAUGACGCGCGGGAGCUGGUGGUGAACUGCUGUACCGAGUUCAUCCACCUCAUCUCCUCCGAGGCCAACGAGAUCUGCAACAAGUCGGAGAAGAAGACCAUCUCCCCGGAGCACGUCAUACAAGCACUAGAAAGUUUGGGGUUUGGCUCCUACAUCAGUGAAGUAAAAGAAGUCUUACAAGAAUGUAAAACAGUAGCACUAAAGAGAAGAAAGGCCAGUUCACGCUUGGAGAACCUUGGCAUUCCAGAAGAAGAGCUUCUAAGGCAGCAACAGGAGUUAUUUGCAAAAGCUAGACAGCAGCAAGCAGAACUGGCGCAGCAGGAAUGGCUACAGAUGCAGCAAGCAGCUCAACAGGCACAGCUUGCUGCGGCCUCCGCCAGCGCAUCCAACCAGGCAGGAUCCUCUCAGGAUGAAGAUGAUGAAGAUGAUAUUUGAAAUUACCAGCUGAGCUUGUCUGUAAGAAAUACUUUUCCUGCACAAUGAAAACAGUGAAAUGAAUGCUUACCUGUAAGUUCGUAUGCAUCAUGGACUGGCAAUUGGUAUUCUAAGGGUUCUGCUGUUGUGUGCUGUACAUGUAUAAACUGUCUUUUUUUGAACUCUUGAAGAUUUAAGGCUCAGUAUCAUAUCAACUUUGGAUUUUUAAUGGUGUAUAUGGAAAUUUUAGAUAGCAGUGCGUCAUUUAUUUGAUCAUUAAACAGUGUUACAAUGAACGAGUUUAUAAAAUAUAGUGAGAUUUAUACAAAAAGCUCUAAAUCCACAUUUGCAUUUCUUCCCUUUUAACUAAACUAUAAAAUCUUAGAAUUUUUAAUUGUUUUUUGAGGGAGUGGUACCGUAGAUGUAAUCUGUUAAUGGAAAAACAGCAGAGUUCAGCAUAGCAGAGUCUGAAUUCUUACUUCUUUUUAAAAUGAGGAUGUAUAUGGCAAUAAAUACUAUGUAUGCUGAAAUACCACACUUGUUAAAAUUUGAAAAUGAUACAUUUUCACCAAGCUAGGAGAAGGUAUGUUUAAUGGGAGUUGUACAAAUUCAGUCAUGUUUUGUAUAGGGGUGAAACAAACCCAUGGUUUUAUUACAACAUCCUUUGAAAGUCCUAACUGAAUAUUUCACUGCAAAGAUUGCCUGGUGUGAAGAACUAACUCUCCUGCUGUUUCACUCCAGUUUAAUGUUAGCAGUUGUUGGUGGUAUUUUGUAGUCCAGAGUUAUUCAUACUGUUGAAAUAUAAAGCUGGAACUUGAGGAAACAGGAUUGUUUUAGUUCCACUGACGUAACUGGGAAUGAUUUAAGUAUUCAAGCCUCAGAAUGCAAAAGCUGAAGCUAAGAGCAUGUUUGUCAUAAAGAGGGAAUUUAUUUAACCUUGACUAGUCAUUGUUGUCAGCAUAACGCUAACAUUCUCCAGACUAGAUUGCCACUGGAUUACUGAGAUACCUUGCUGAAAGAUAACAUUUUCUUCAUUCAGAUGGGUUCGUAGGUAAGUCCAUUUUUUUUUGUAAACUGUUCUCCGAGGGUGAUGAGCAAUACACAUAACAGAGACAACGUAGUAGUUCUUUUGGUAGUUGAUUUGGAAAUUCUGUUGAUUAAUGGAUGAGCAGCUGUUCUUUGUGUUGGAAAAAAGCACAGUAGUGUCCAUUGCUGAGUUUUAAUGUGUUACUUGAAGUAAUACUGGCAUAUCUUCUGGUACACUAAUCUGAGCAGACUAGAAAAGCCACUUGUGUGCUGCUGUAGGUGAUCCCAUAGCUCUGUAACAAUGGGGAUUGUUUUAUUAACUGAUAUCCUCAGCAAGUUGCUUGGCUUAAAUUCUUGAGGAUGCAAACAGAAAAUGGAGUGCCCGUUUUUACAUAAAGAUCUGAACAAGGUAAAAUUGGCAUAAAUUCAGAUCUCGGUCACACAGUAACUUUUGAUUUAAACUCCAGAUACAUUAAGCUGCAUAUUGAAUAAAUGUGAACACUUCCUUAAAUGCAUUAGUGCAGUGAAAACUCAGAAAAGUAUUUGUUUGAAUGUUUACAUUUAAAAAAGAAAAACAAAACAGACCCCCUUUUAUCGAUCCUAUAUGAAAUAUGGUAGGCAAGGUUUGACCAGGGAAGUGGUUUUCUGUAAAGGUUGAAGUACCAAAGGUAGAAAAUCUAGUCUAGUGAUUCAAUGUUAAUGUGCAGUGUUGGCUUUUCUAAUUUGUACAGUAACACCUUCACAUUUUCUAUUUUAAAUUAGUCUUUUCCUUUUAAAUAAUAUUAGGCGUAUUUUUCACACCUUUCUUUUCUGAUGCAGAAUUCAGGUUAACAUUUUACUGCAUCUGGUAUGUUUGGUGUAAUAUGUUUGGAUCCUUGUGACCUUUCUUUUGGACCUUCUUGUGCUUUUUCAUAUGCUGUAUUCUUCAAGCAAUAAAAUUCUGAUGUGUUUUUAUAAAAUUGCUUUUAUAUUUAAUGAAUAGUCUGUCUUCUUCAUUGCAUUUAUAAAGAAAAAAGUUGACUGCUGUUAUUUUGAUCCACUGAACAUCGCUUGUGACCAAAGUCUUUGCAGCCUGAGUGCUGUUGCUUGGCAUUAAUGUUCACUGGGGUUGUGAAUGCUUGCAGACAGUUUCUGGGAAGUGCAUUUUCUGUGUAUGCGUUUUUAUAACCUGACCGUCUUACCUUGAAAAGCUGGACAAACCCUCUUGUAGGUCAGGUAGAACCUACUGAGAUACUUCAAGUUUAACGAAGUGUAAGACCACAGGCAGAAGAAAUGAGCAUAUGUGUUAAUCUUCUGUCACUUAGGUAGUCUUGUUAACUUACUCAGCCAUUCCACCUCAACUAUGAAGAGUAAACUCUGGCAGUUGCAGGGGGAGAAUCUACCCUGAUCUUUCAACCAACGUAAGAAUCGUGUAUUAAUUUGUUGUGCAUCCCUGUCCUGGCUGUUCAGUGAGGACAAGAGAUUUCUGAGUUUGUGGUGCUGCUGAUUUUUUGGUAC